Alternaria postmessia is the source of this 525-nucleotide messenger RNA. RefSeq lists its product as uncharacterized. Gene Ontology annotation, biological process: mitotic spindle assembly checkpoint signaling; attachment of mitotic spindle microtubules to kinetochore. The transcript has a single exon. Bases 1 to 525 code for a protein of 174 amino acids. The record is from RefSeq and is a predicted model, not a curated record. Gene Ontology annotation, cellular component: mitotic spindle; kinetochore; nuclear envelope. NCBI's taxonomy places the organism in Eukaryota, Fungi, Ascomycota, Dothideomycetes, Pleosporales, Pleosporaceae.
AUGUACAUUCCGGCCCAACCCCACCAAGCAACCCAGUUCAACGUCUUCCUCCAAAACUUCUACUCGGACAAGACGAUGAAAAGAGUAUCUCGGCACAACUCCGCCUUGUCAAUCUCGUUACCAACAGAUCCAACGAUCACCUCAUCAUCGUCAGCAACAAACCGAUUCACAUCAACUACACCCUCAACAGCGCUGGAGCUUUCUGACCAGGUCGCACACAUUAAGAAGCUCGAGACCCUGACGAGGGAGCAGAAUACCGAGCUUAAGCAGUAUCGGAAACAACACAAGGCGAUUGAGGUAGUCGAGGAGGAGAAGAGGUCGCUACAGGCGAAGCUGCGCAAGAUGGAUGACUUGGAACGUCGACUGGGUGAGGCUGAGUUGAGAAUGCAGGUUCUAGAAGAAGAGCGCCAUUCGUGGACGUCCAUCGAGCCCACUGAAUUCUUCUUCUUCCCCUUCUUCCCCUUCUUCCCCUUCUUCCUCUUCCUCCUCUUCCUCCUCUUCUUCACCACCAGCCCUGACUCUUGA